AUAUUUUUUUUUUUUAAAUGAAAACAAAAACAGAAAAAGGAAGAGUUAGAAUUUGCUUUCGCUUUCUCGAUCCCUCUCUCUCAAAAUCGCUGUUCCUCUCUCACCCACCGCCACCGGCCGCCGCUCUCAAUCCCUCUCUCACUGCUCUCAAUCUCUCUCCCUCACCUCGCCGUAACGCCGUUCAAUCUUCCGCCGCAGCCGCACCACUGCUCAGCUCACCGCGCCGCACCACACCGCACCGCACUCACUCUUUCUCUUCGUCUCGUUUCAGAAACAACUUUGUCUUUUAAAUAUUAUUGUAUCUAGAAAUUUGGUUGAUAAAAUUCCCUCCAAAAUUUUGCCUAGGCUCUCUAAUAUUACUGGAAUCGCCACUGCUGUCAGCCAGCCGCUACUUCUUUCUUCUUCUACUUCUUCAGAAUUUUUUCCACCACUUUUCCCUUCUCUGUUUCUACUUUCUUCACAAUUUUUUCCUCACUUCUCCCUUGUUUACUUCUUUUAUUCCCAUAUAUAAACAUACAUCUUUAAUACUAAGUUAGAAUUGAUUUUCCUUUGACGCGAAGCUCCAAUUUGUGGCUUUAAGGUGACUCGCGUUUGAGGCAGAAUUCACUUUCCAGAGAAUUUAUUUUGCAAGUUAUCCAAACAUGUGAGAAUUGGUUCAAAUAGCUUCUGCAGUUGGUAACUUGCGUUUGGGGCUUGAAAACGCCAAACCAAACAGACACUUCAUCGCUCUCUCUCAACAACUCCAACUUCAUCGCUUUAUCUCCAUCGAUCUCUCUAACUCCAAAUCGAUCUCUCUCUCCCUCUCUCUGAAGAUUGUUUUCUGACUCGAUUUUACUCUCUCCAAACUUGAUCUAUCUCUGUUGUUGCUUUGUCACAAUAUGUAUAACGGAAUAGGGUUACAAACUCCAAGAGGGUCUGGUACCAAUGGCUACAUUCAGAGCAACAAGUUCUUCGUCAAGCCGAGAACUUCCAAGGUUGCUGAGAAUAUGAAGGGCUUUGAAGGAGAUCAGGGUACUGCUGGUGUUUCCAGAAAGGCUAACAAAGAGAUUCUUGAGCAUGAUCGUAAGCGUCAGAUUCAGCUCAAACUUGUUAUUCUUGAAGACAAGUUAAUUGAUCAGGGUUAUACUGAUGCUGAGAUCGCUGAGAAACUCGAGGAGGCUCGCAAUAGCUUGGAGGCUGCAGCUGACGAAAAUGAUUCUAAUUUGGACAAGGUUUCUGAUACACAGACUCAUCAAAUUGCUGCUAGAAAGGAAAGGCAGAUGGAAACAUUGAAAGCUGCUCUUGGCAUAGUUUCAUCUGAAGCUAAUGAAUUAAAUGCAGAAGGGAAUGAUGAGGAGCCUGACAAUGAAGGGAAAGAUGUUUCUUUUGCUGAUGCAAAACAUAUUCUGAAAUGGCACUGCAAGAUUCCUUAGCAACAUUGUUGUAGAAAAAUCUAUGCUUAAUUACUUGAGCUGCUGAGAAGUCUGCAAUCCCAUCACAGAUUGUCUUGUUCCUGAACACAAAAUAUUAGCACUUUAUAAAACUCAUAUUAGGCUUUGGAUCAUGCUAAGCUAUAAUGAAUGAUUUAUAUAUUUACCUGUUUGGUGAAGUUGAAGCAUAUUCAAUGAAACCUUCAUUUGGAUCAA
Trifolium pratense (red clover) is the source of this 1625-nucleotide messenger RNA. Its product is annotated as pre-mRNA-splicing factor cwc-21-like. NCBI's taxonomy places the organism in Eukaryota, Viridiplantae, Streptophyta, Magnoliopsida, Fabales, Fabaceae. The record is from RefSeq and is a predicted model, not a curated record. The transcript is spliced from 4 exons. Bases 879 to 1412 code for a protein of 177 amino acids.